Fusarium graminearum PH-1 is the source of this 2887-nucleotide messenger RNA. RefSeq lists its product as uncharacterized. Lineage: Eukaryota; Fungi; Ascomycota; Sordariomycetes; Hypocreales; Nectriaceae. Gene Ontology annotation, biological process: eisosome assembly. Bases 327 to 2624 code for a protein of 765 amino acids. The transcript is spliced from 3 exons. The record is from RefSeq and is a predicted model, not a curated record.
ACUACCCAAGUAUUGUAUUAGUACUUAGCACUCAUACCCAUCAUCAUAUUCCCUGCAAAAAGACAACCAGGUCCACAAGUCAAGCAAUUCCCACCCGAAGACGAACAGUCGGCAUACCCAUGUAUAAGGCAGAUACGGUUAAUUAAACACCAAAAGACAUACAACAUCAAGUUAGCCAAGACCCUUGAAGACCCAACAAGGCCUCGUGGCCCUACAAAGACUCUUUCUCCUACGCGCUGGGCGCAUCCCGAUCAUCAUUGCAGCAUCCACACGCUGCUCGCUCCAAUACGAACAGCUGAGCCAGCACUCUUUUGACUCGCGUUAAUAUGCCCACCACAUCCCAGCAACCAACCAUGAUCCAUUCGCAGCCGGCAGCGGCUCCAGGAGCCAACAACUCGGGUCGUCUCAAAUACGCAGAUCCCCGAGAUCUUCCUAGCUAUCCAUCUGCUGGUCUUCGUCCCGACGGUGCUGCUGCAAGUGCUGCCGCUUCUCUUGGGUGGUCUAAUCAGAAGCCCAUCGAACUCUGGAAACCCGACAAGACGUCAUCAGCAUCCGCAGCUGCCGCUCUGGCCAAGAACUACAAGAUGGCGCCACCAUGGGAACCAGCAUCCAAUUCUGACGGCCACAAGGCCGCAAUUCUAGCUGUUGGCUCAGCCAACGCCGCAUUAAACCAUACACCAAGCCAUCAAAAGACACACGAAGGAUGGGGAAAUUCUGCUGCCACUCAAGCUGUGGGCUCUGCUACAGCUGCGUUGAAUCGAGCAUCAAGCCAGCAAAAAGCCCACGAGGGAUGGGGAAACUCGGCUGCUACUCAAGCAUUCAACACAAAUCGAGCCAACUCUAUGCGACAGGCCAAUCUAACGUCGCCCGACGCUUCACUGCAAGGGCAAAAGUCUCUUGCUGCAGCGAAAGGGGCCAUGUCGACUACAAGGCGACGAGCUAAAUCUACACCUUCAGCUCCAGACAGCCUUGCUACAUCAUCCGCACAGCCCAAUAAGCGACCCGAUGCCCUCAGCGGAGCUACCCUGGCGCAUAAGGCAAGCAUGAAGUCCAAGCCAGCAACUGAGAAUGCAGGUGCCGUGCCCGUCACUACCAUGACCCGUAACAUGUUCACGUCUAACCCUCCGGUCAAGCCGGAGGUGGAUGAGCGACAGAACAACGAGCAGCUCCAUGCAUCGGCAGUUGCAAUGGCCCGAAAGAUGUAUCUCUCGCAGCAAAAAAUUAUUGACGAGGCCAAGGAGAACCACGGACGAGAUUCUGAUGUGGCACAGCCGAAGCCGUAUGUCAAUCUCCAAGAUGCUGCAUACAAACAAGCGCAAGAACGAUUAGCCAAGCUCGAACAGGAGCACCAGAAGAACCGAGACUUUCAAUCUUACUAUGGAAAUGAUUCAGCAUCUCCAAAGCGACGGUUUACGUUGACCAAGCUGCGUCGUCGAUCUUCCAGUGAUGGUGAUAUCAAGAACGACCGUCAGCAGUCCGAGAAAAUCCGUCAGCAAAUGUCGCUCUUCUCCAACAGGCUUACAGAAGUCGACCAGAAGAAGCGCCAAGACGAUCGCAAUGCGCUGCUUGCUGCAGCACAACGUAAUGUCAAGGCUCGACUACAGGGCAUGGACGAGAAGGUGUAUAAUGAGACUGGUCAAGUCAAUCCUACAUUAAUGAGUGAGUGGGAGGUCAAGGCUCAUCAAAUGGCGAAUGCUAGCCACGAAGCCCGUAAUGAGAACAAAGGCAAAAUUGACAUUGGAGGUGGAAGGUUCAUGGAUCCUCACGAUGUAGACGCUAUUGCAGCCAAGAGGAUGCAGCCUAUUUUGGACGACAUCAACGAGAAGGCUGAAAUUGAGCGAGAGCGCCUUGCCACCCUCAAGAUGGAAGAGGAAGCCAGGAAAGCUGAACAGGAGAAGCAAAAGGCUCGUGAGCGUGAGAUCAAGGAAAUCAACAAGAAGCUUAAGGAUCAAGAAAAACAGGAGCACAAGGCAAAGAAGGCCGAGGAAAAGGCUGCCAGAGCAGAAGAGAGGCGUCAUGCUAAGGAAGAAAAGCAAAAGGCCAGGGGUGACACAACAGUCUCUGGCGAAGAAGCCAUUGACGACGGCGAAAGCACUCGAAGUGAGGAUGCUGCCUCAUCCCCUAUCGUAGCGGCUGCGCCCGGUUUGACUGAAGCGGAUGCGCCAGCAGCUAUCGACACAGAAACGGGUAGCACUGAGAGGGGUCGAAGAAAGCCCAGUGACGCGGCAUCACCAACCUCCAAGGUCAAAGGAUGGAUCAAGAACCGCUUCUCGCGGGGCAAGUCACUCGGAGAGAAAGACCAUGAAAGCCACGGCGAUAAGAGAAGAAGCUUCGUUGGUGGUGCAGCUCUCAGAGACCCUGAUACCAACCACAGUGCCACAAGUCUCGACAACCGGGCAACAAGCAUGCGAGACGUUGCACUCGCUGGUCGUGGCACAAAUGGCGAGCCGAGCGACCGUGACAUGCUACAUGAUUCACGUGGUGUGAGUCCUGUAAGCAGUGACCCGGAUGAUGACGAAGGUGUUCCUGCCAUUACUCCUCCUCCAGCAAUCAAGGACCCUGUUGGACGACAAAGUCACAGUCCCUCAAGAGACUCCAGGUUUAGGGAGAACUUGGACAAUUGAUAAAGACUACGCCAAGAUAAAGUUACGGAUAAUGAAAUGGGUUGGAUAGGUUGAUAGGAUAGUGUUUGGCGCAUAAAUUAGGGUUCUUGGCUUCCUGCUUUCCUGUUUUUUUUGAACGUUGGAAUGGUUAUUAGCAAAGCGUUACGGUUUAUUAUUUGCCACCAUCAUGGAUAAUAUAUUGUAAUACGGGUAAAGACUGUAUUUGAUGUACUGAGUUCAAGUUAUCGUUUUAUUCGUUAUUAUUUCCUGUAUCUUGUCCCUAU